Molecule: messenger RNA, 258 nt
Organism: Thlaspi arvense
Lineage: Eukaryota; Viridiplantae; Streptophyta; Magnoliopsida; Brassicales; Brassicaceae
Source: the annotation of a GenBank genome assembly
AUGGUUAGAACUGUUUUGGUAGCUGAAAUCCCAUUGGUUCCUGGGCACACUAAAUUUUUAGUUAUGAGAAGAAACGUCAUAGCAACACAGGUUGGAGCUGUGGGCUCAAGGCACAUCAAACUUUUGCCAUCACUGAAGAAGAAGAGUAUACAUUUAAAUGAAUACUCAAAAGGCGGUGAAAAUCACAAAGAUGAAAAAAGAAAGACUUGUUGCAGAGAUUCAAAUUUCAUAAUCCCUUUUGACAUACUUUGCAAUUAA